UUCAUAAAUUCGUUCAUCGUAAGCACGAAAAGAUUGCUAGUGUUAACUGUCGACGCUGCUUUCGACUCAUCUACAUUGUGUUACUACACGCAACAGACGCGUAGUGUACCAAUCCUUGUGGUGUACCAGCAGUGAAAACGAAAACAGGACGUAAAAUGAAGAUCCUAGCAGCUUUGCUGCUAUUAACGUUAGUCUUACUGGUUCACGUGGUUUCUUCAAAUACAACUCCGUCGACCACUGACACAACUGCGAAGUCAUCGGAAAAUUCUGUACUGAAAACAAGCGAUGCAUCGGAUGUGGAACCUUAUGCUACAAUUUCAUCCGCAAAUGGUCAAGCAAAAGACAAAACGUCUUCUUCUGACGAUGAAAAGUUAGCGCGAAAAUUGAAAGACUACGGUGACGAUCUCCUGCAUUUGAAACCUAUCCUGAGUCCUAAGGAUAUAUUUCUACAAGAAAUUCACACUUUGAGCGAAGAAGCUUCUACUUCUAAGAUUUAUGAAGAGCUUGUACAAUCCAGAAGGAUUAAACUUUCAAGCUCAACUUCGACUGCAAGACCACUAACAACGAUAAUCGACGUUAAUAAUACGACGGAAGACAGUGCUGUAAAGAAACUGUUUGAAAACGAAGAUACACCCUACGACGAUGAUUUGGACGAGGAUGAAGAAGACAAAAGCGACGAGGAAUACUACGACCCUAAUGAAAUCACGCGUGAAAACGAGGAAGAGCCUGAGAGUGACGAUCAAAUGAAAACACAGUGUCCUGAUUAUUGUAGAUGUGCUGGCGAGUAUGCAGCUGUGAUAACUGCAACGUGCUCCAAGUUUGUGGAACAUCAAUCUUUCGGCACAGGUAUUGGUCACUUACACAUAAAAAAUGCUGGACAAAUUCGCCUCGGCCCUCAUGCAUUUAAAUCACAGGGUCUCAACAAAUUACAAUCGAUUAUGAUUACUGACACGAAAAUCGUCGAAUUAAAUCAGACUGCGUUCGAUGGCGUACCAUAUUUGUUUUCUGUGAAUUUAACACGCAAUGAACUACAAAAUAUCCCUCCAAAUAUUUUCCAAAGCAAUAAACAGCUAUCCUUGCUUGCCAUCUCUGGAAAUCCGUUGAAGUAUUCGCAAGAUUCGAAAUUAACAAAACAUGGCCUAUUUGAUGCACCAUUGGUCACAGAGUUUGACUUCUCCUUUAAUGGACUAACGAAAUUGAAACGUACGGCAUUCUCCAAAAUGGAGAGUGUCGCUUAUGUUAAUUUAAAAGGCAAUAAAUUGAGGGAAAUUGAUAGCGCAACAUUCAGUAUGAUGGACGCACUUGAGGAAAUUAAUCUCUCGAACAAUUUAUUGAAUGAAAUUCCCAGUGGUCUGUUUGAUAACAGUGAAAUCCAAACGCUUCAUAUUAGUGACAACAAUUUGUCAAAUUUGAGUACCAUACAAGCACCGAAACUGAGAGUAUUAAAUGCAUCUAACAAUAAAAUCAAAUUAAUAACGAAAGAAGAUCUUUCUGGUGUACCCUUAUUAGAACAGUUGAUAAUUAAAUCGAACGGCAUCAAGAGAAUUCAUCAGCACAGUUUUUCUAAUCUCUAUCAACUUACAACUCUCGAUAUUAGUGAUAAUAAACUUACUACUUUGACGGAACAUCAUCUAAGGGCUAAUUCAAGAUUACAAGUUUUAUUGAUCAACAACAAUCCUCAAUUAGAAACCUUACCAAUUUUCAGUACAUCUGGCCUUGAGUAUAAUACGUUUAGCGUAUAUCGAUUUGAAUGCUCAAAUUGUGGCUUGGAUCUCCUCCAAGCAGGAACUUUCAACGCUAUGCCAGCAAUAGCACGACUGAAUCUCUCCAAAAAUCGUCUAACUGGUUUACCAGAUGGACUCUUGAGUUCUCUACCGUCUUUACAGGUCCUCGAUCUUUCUGACAAUAUAAUUCGUUCUUUGGAAAGCAACAUGUUCCGCGAUGCUAUUAGCUUAACGAAAAUGAGUCUCGCGGGUAACCCCUUGGUAACAUUACAAGUAACACCAUUCCUGAUGGCUCCCAGUCUUAUGAAACUCGACGUGAGCAGAUGUAAUUUAGAGAGAGUUUGGAACGAAGCUCGAGUUCCACUGACUAGUUUAAAAACCUUGUCUGUUCGGGACAAUAAUUUACGUCAAAUUACCGUUGAAGAGCUGAGAGCAACGCCAAACCUUGCUAGUUUGGAUUUGACACACAAUCCUCUCGACUGUAAUGCGGAGUUUAAUGAAGCUAUACAAUGGCUCACUGAAUAUGGCGUAAAGCCAUUUGAAACGUCAAGAUAUAUAAGCAAUUAUGCUAAAGAUGACAAUUAUCAAGAUUCUGAAGGUAUUAGCCAAUGGAUUGAUUUCGCAAAUGCAGUUUGUGAUGAUAUUAAUGAUGGACCACCAGACAGGACUAUUUCUCUCAAGGAAAAGAAUUCGAAAGAUUUUGGGGGCGGACUGGACACAUCUGAAGAUUCAGAUUUAUUAAUAAAAAAUAUUAUUGAAAGCGAUGGAGAAGAAUUACUGAAAUUGCAAAUUGAUCAUGGACUGCAGUCAAAUGAAGAAAUAGAAAAAGCCUGGACAAGUCAAGACCAAGAAUAUGAAGACUUUGUUGCCUCAGAGAAUGUGGAAUAUCAUCCCUGGUAUACUAGUGCUUUUUGGCCGGUAGUUAUCGUAAUCGUCAUAACAUUGAUGAUUCUUCUGUUAACGGUACAUGUUGCAAUUCAUUUGGCAAAACGACGUGGUCACGGUCCUGUCAUUAGGCCGCCUAUGAUCCUUCGACAAGGCUUCAUUGAUAACAAGAAUUGCGGUUUAGUUUACAAACCUCUUCAAGAAGAUAUCGCAACACCGCAUGUUCCGAAAAGAGGAAGCUUUUAUUCCAGUAGUACAUUCCAUUAUGACAAAAUCGUACCAGAAAGCGUUUAAAAUUCUUUACAAAAUAUAAUUAAGUAAUCAAUUAUUCAGCAACCGACUUAACCAAAUAAUUUGAUU
Molecule: messenger RNA, 2969 nt
Organism: Habropoda laboriosa
Lineage: Eukaryota; Metazoa; Arthropoda; Insecta; Hymenoptera; Apidae
Gene: Gp150
Exons: 9
Coding region: 156-2903 (915 amino acids)
Cellular component (GO): extracellular matrix
Molecular function (GO): protein binding
Source: RefSeq, a predicted model, not a curated record